Molecule: messenger RNA, 2375 nt
Organism: Megachile rotundata (alfalfa leafcutting bee)
Lineage: Eukaryota; Metazoa; Arthropoda; Insecta; Hymenoptera; Megachilidae
Source: RefSeq, a predicted model, not a curated record
AUGGAUAUUCACGUAAUCGAGAAAAAUCCUAAUUUGAGUUUCGGUAAUAUCGGGAAGAUAAAUCGACAGUUAUGUAUUGUAUUAUUGGAGGAAUUUCAAGAUUGCGUAUCUUCGUCGAUGAGGGAUCUCGGGAGAACGAAUACGGUAUCGAUGGAGAUAAAGUGUCUCACCGACGAACCGGUUGCGUAUCGUCCGUAUCGUUUAGCAGAACCGCAGAAAGUAAUUGUUCGUAGUAUAAUAGAAGAUUUGCUAAAUAAUGGGAUAAUUAGGGAAUCUGAUUCGCCGUACGCGAGCCCGAUUACGUUAGUGAAGAAAAAGACCGGAGAUUUUAGGAUGUGUGUAGAUUAUCGAAAAUUGAAUGCGAUUACGAUAAAAGAUAAACAUCCGUUGCCACUUAUUGAUGACCAGAUCGAUCAGCUUGGGGGAAAUCGGUGGUUUGUAGGUCUAGAUUUAGCAUUGGGUUAUUAUCAGGUUCCGGUGGCAGAAAAUUCUAUAGCGAAAACGGCAUUUAUUACUCCGGAGGGGCAUUAUGAAUUUUUGAGAAUGCCGUUUGGUUUAACAAAUGCGCCAGCUGUGUUUCAGCGCCUGAUGCGAAAAGUUUUGGCACCGGUAAAAGGGACGAUUCCUUUUGAAGAAGGGCUCAGUAAAUUACGAGAAGUUUUAGAGGCCUUGCGGACACAUGGUUUGACCCUUAGGUUGGAAAAAUGUUCGUUUUUUAAAGAAACCAUUGAAUACCUAGGUCGAGAGGUUAGUGCGCAAGGAGUGAGGCCAGGACAACGGAAAAUAGAAGCAGUAAAAGGAAUGCCACAGCCGACGAAUGUAAAGCAGUGGCUGGAAGACCAAGAGUUUACUUUUGAAAUUGUGUAUCGUCCAGAGUCCCGGAUAGCGCAUGUGGAUGCGCUUAGUCAGAAUCCUCAACCGGUUGUGCUUGAAGUCUUUCAUAUAGAUAUUACAGAGGCAGAAUGGAUUGUUGCAGCCCAGUUGCAGGAUGAGCAGUUGUUGCGCAUCAGGACUAUAUUGGAAAGGAAGGACAAGUCUGCCGAGACUAAGCACUAUUUUAAAGAAUAUGUGCUAAAGGCAAAUAAAUUGUAUCAUCGAUUGUCAGAUGAUAAAAUGGUUUGGGUUGUGCCGAAGGCGGCGAGAUUACAGAUUUUCAGGUUGUGCCAUGAUGAUGCAGGGCACUUGGGUACGGAAAAGACGUUGCAGAGAAUCCAGCAAAAUUAUUGGUUUGCAGGUAUGCGAUGGUUCGUGGAUAAGUAUGUUAAAGCGUGCUUGAGUUGUGCAUAUUAUAAACAUACGGCAGGAAAGAAGCAGUGCAAGUUGAAUUCGAUAGAGAAGGUACCGGUUCCAUUUCAUACAGUACAUAUUGAUCAUGUGGGACCAUUUGAAACGAGUCGUAGACGGAACAAAUACUUGCUUAUGUUGGUGGACGCGUUUACAAAAUUCACGAUUGUGGAGCCGGUGAAGAGUCAGAAAACGCGCCAAACCGAGAAAGUAUUAAUGAAUUUUAUGUAUUUGUUUGGGGUGCCGACACGAAUUAUAAGUGAUCGUGGAACAAGUUUCACGUCACGUAGAUUUGGGUUGUUGUGUCAAACAUACGGCAUUAAGCAUGUACUUAAUGCGGUAGCUACCCCAAGAGCGAAUGGUCAGUACGAGCGUUACAAUAGGACCAUUGUUAAUGCGCUAGCGGCAAGUGCGGCAGGUCAAGACGCACGGGACUGGGAUGUGCAGGUUAAGAAGGUGCAAAGCACAAUAAACACCAUGUACAACAAGAGUAUAGGCACCACUCCAAUUAAGGCAUUAAUUGGUUGUGAUGUAAAGACAGUAGCUGAAGGUGUAAUACUCAGUGCUGUCCGUGAAGAAAUGGACUGGUUGGAUUUGCAUGCUUUGAAAGAAGAGAUUAGUAAACAUAUUUCGGACGAUCAAAAAGCACAGAAAGAACGUUAUGAUCGUAUACGGAAAGAGGCUCGUAAGUAUACGGUGGGUGAGUUGGUAUUAGUUCAAAUAACUAGUGAGCCUGCGACAGGAGGAAGUCGGAAAUUGUUGCCGAAGUUUAAGGGACCGUUUCGGAUUCGGGUAGUGUUGCUGAACGAUCGGUAUGAUGUUGAAGAUUUGAGAGAGGGGUCAAAGCGGUUGAGAACAAUCGUCGCGGCCGAUAAGAUCAAACCCUGGAUUGCGGUUCAAGGGGAUGGGUGCGAUGAGUGAAAAUCGCUUAAUGUUAUUGUUUUAGCUCGUUUCAAGAUUGUAUUUGGGUGUUGAACACCGUAGAAUUGUUGAAGAAUAAUGUAGUGGUAUGGUAUCUCACCUUUGGUUGAUUUUGUUACAGUCGAGAAAGGAGAAACCGCCGAAAGCUUAGGGCUGAGGCGAUGUGAGCA